Molecule: messenger RNA, 1273 nt
Organism: Psammomys obesus (fat sand rat)
Lineage: Eukaryota; Metazoa; Chordata; Mammalia; Rodentia; Muridae
Gene: Dtnbp1
Product: dystrobrevin binding protein 1
Exons: 10
Coding region: 113-1162 (349 amino acids)
Biological process (GO): platelet dense granule organization; anterograde synaptic vesicle transport; negative regulation of protein kinase activity
Cellular component (GO): neuron projection; synaptic vesicle membrane; plasma membrane
Source: RefSeq, a predicted model, not a curated record
GGACGCGGAAGGCGCGGCGGGCUGCGGCGUGAGGCGAGAGGCUGCUGAGGGGCGGGGGCGGCCGACGGCGUGGGAGGCCGCGGCGACGCGAGGCCCGAAGGGAGGGGACGCGAUGCUGGAGACCCUGCGCGAGCGGCUGCUGAGCGUGCAGCAGGAUUUCACCUCCGGGCUGAAGACUUUAAGUGACAAGUCAAGAGAAGCAAAAGUAAAAAGCAAGCCCAGGGCUGCACCAUGCUUAUCAAAGUACUCUGCUGGCCUGGAACUACUUAGCAGGUAUGAGGACAUAUGGGCUGCACUUCACAGAAGAGCGAAGGAGUGUGCGGACGCUGGCGAGCUGGUGGGCAGCGAAGUGGUCAUGCUCUCUGCCCACUGGGAGAAGAAGAGGACCAGCCUGAGCGAGCUGCAGGAGCAGCUGCAGCAGCUGCCAGCUCUCCUCCAGGACUUGGAGUCUUUGAUGGCAAGCCUGGCUCAUUUAGAGACGAGUUUUGAAGAGAUAGAAAACCACCUGUUGCAUCUGGAGGAUUUGUGUGGGCAGUGUGAGUUAGAGAGACAUAAACUGGCACAGUCCCAACACCUGGAGAAUUACAAAAAAAGUAAGAGGAAGGAGCUUGAAGCCUUCAAAGCUGAACUAGAUGCAGAGCACACACAGAAGGUCCUGGAAAUGGAGCACACCCAGCAGCUGAAGUUGAAGGAACGGCAGAAGUUCUUUGAGGAAGCCUUCCAGCAGGACAUGGAACAGUACCUGUCCACGGGUUACCUGCAGAUCGCAGAGAGACGAGAGCCCAUGGGCAGCAUGUCAUCCAUGGAGGUGAAUGUAGACAUGCUGGAGCAGAUGGACCUGAUGGACAUCUCUGACCAGGAGGCUCUAGAUGUCUUCUUGAAUUCUGGUGGAGAGGACAACAUUGUGCUGUCCCCUGGUUUGAAGCUGGAAUCCAACCCCUGUCAGAACGAAAUGAAUCUUCAGAUUCCAAAUCCCUCAGAACCAGCACUCCAGCCACCUGCCUCAACCUCUGCCUACACUGACCUGGACACUGUUGAUGCCCCCCUCGUCCAGCCUGAUGAAGAGGAGGUGCAGGUGGACACUGCCUUGGUCACAUUACAUACUGACAGAAAGUCCACCCCAGGUGUCAGUGAUGACAGUGAUUCAACUCAGGACAUUUAAGUGACUUGUCAGCUGUGUGCAGCACCCUCCUGCAAGGUUGACUUUGCACAACUGCUAAUGGUGUGUGAGAACCAUUCCAAGUGCUACAAUAAAGCUUAUGGGCUAAACUGA